This is a messenger RNA of Saccostrea cuccullata (small rock oyster), 2540 nucleotides long. RefSeq lists its product as uncharacterized. Bases 87 to 1181 code for a protein of 364 amino acids. The transcript is spliced from 4 exons. Lineage: Eukaryota; Metazoa; Mollusca; Bivalvia; Ostreida; Ostreidae. The record is from RefSeq and is a predicted model, not a curated record.
GUGAUCAGACUGAUAUCGACAAACGCAUUUUUAAGGAAGGUAUUCGUCUCUUAGAGGACAAAAAUGUACGGUUUGCUAUUAUUAAAAUGAUUUCAUGCAAUGGUGCGGAAAGUAUCUCAUUUACAGAGGCAAAGUGCGGGUUUGAAGUUUUAUUGGACAAUGACAAAGAACCGUCGUUUGUCCCAUUUUCAGUGAUGUUUGGAAAAGGUGUUUCUUUCCUGAAAGAAAUGGAAAAUGCCAAUAGCGAGGAAAUAGAGAAACUACAAGGUCCAAUGAAAGAGGCUAUAUUGUGUCUUGACAAGUUUUACAAAUCGAAAGGAAAAAAUGAAACUUCAUUGAAAACAGUCUUUGAUAUGAGGCAUGAUGGGAAAUCCACAAUCACCGAGACAGAUAUAACUAUUUCGCUGGCUGAGCAUCUUCUAGCUAAGCUAGCACCCGGGGAAUCAUAUGUACUUGACAGCAAAGCAAAAGGAAAACAGAGCUGCAAGUGUGGAUGCAAAAAAGAGCCUACAUUUUCUUAUACAGGAAUAGGUCAUGAGCUAGUGUGGCAUGGAUUUAUUGAUAUUGUCUUCUCAUCACAUCUGGGUGUACCAUCAAUAGCCAGUGCUCUGGUGGAGGAAGAAGAAGAAACCACUCCCAAAAAAAGAAAACUUGAUGAAGGGGAUGGUAAAGAUAAAGAUGGUUCACCAGGAGGAAAGACAAUAACAGAAGUCAAACAUGAAAUUCCAGAGCAAACCCUAGUACAAGCACUAGCUCAGACAAUAGUAUUUUCACUGGUUCAGAAACAAAGACACCCAGAUUUUUUAAAUCAUAUGGUACCUAACAUUGUGAUUUCUCCUGAAAAAUUUGAAAUAAUGAUGUAUGAUGCAGAUAAGGAUAUUUUACUGUGCAGCAAUUCAGUUUUCUUGUUCAAUCUAGACGUUCGAGAAAACAGAACUCUUACAAACGAGGCUGUUAUUGUUCUUUGGAUGGUCCUACACUACAGAAUUUUUUGUUCAGGAUUUGAUACAGCUAGUCAAGCUGUAAUUGAAAAAUGCAAGUCAAAUUUUAAGAAUCUUGUUCAAAGCAAAUGGAACAUUUAUUCAGAUUCACUGAAAUGUUGUGUUGCUGGAUUUCCGUCAGUUAAAAGUUGGUCUGUAAAUGAAUUACUGCAGCGUGGACAUCAGUUGAGUUUAAAUUAAUUAUAGUAUAUAGAAUAAGAAAACCGAAAUAAUUCACUCUGUCAUGAUUGUUAUUUUUUAGAUCACCUGAAUAGACUCAGAUGACCUAUUGCUUUUUGUUUUCUUCCAUCAUUGUGUGUUAUUUGAACUCUCUGAAACCACUGAACCAAUUUCAACUAAAUUUGGCAUAUUAGCAUGUAUGGGUUAAGGGGAACAAAAAUUGUGAAUUUCAUAGAUCCUGCCCCCCUUCCCCCUGGGGCCUGAGGAGUGGGGCCAAAACUACUCAAUUUGGUGCAAUCUGUAUAAAAUUUCUUCUUUACUCUUGGACAUUAAGCAGUCAAACUGUUGCUAUGAUUGUAAUCAGCAUUAAGUCUCCUACCAAAAUUGUGAAUGACAUGGCCUCAGAGUUCUAGUGGGAGGGUGGGGCUAUAUAAAUUAUAUAGUGAAAAUGCAUAAAUUCUUUGAAAUUCUUCUCUGUUCAUGGGCAUUAAAUUAACGGGGAUAAUCAAUUGUAUAGUUAUGUUUAAUAAGCCUGCCUCUUUCAAAAUUGUAAAUUUCAUGGCCUCUGGCUUAAACCAUGAAUCAAAUUCAAUUGUUGGAAAGUUGUUACAUGAUACUCAGGUGACCUGUAAGGCACAUGGGCCUUAUCUUUUUUACAAUAUCAUCUUUAAAUGAUAUUUUUUUGUGAUAUCACUUAUAGAUAUCUAAAAUAUUUAAAUUGAGAAGGAGUAUACAUCAUUUAUGUUCUUUUUCCAUGUCAAUCAACACAUUUUCAAAACACUUUUUAUAUGGGAAAAUAAUUAUAAACACUUUUUAAGAAAAAUGUUAUGAGUGUUAUCAAAAUCUUAUAAUAACACAAACAUGGUAACUUCAAUAUGAUUUUCUCUCAAUUUUUUCAUUAAAAACAUGUUUUUUUUUACAUGAUUGCUGAUGGAUACUUGCUAUGAAGCUCUUCAAGAUAACUUUGAGGACAAAAAUGUGUAUUUCAUAUAUUUAAAAUGGUUGACAAUUAUAUAAAUGUAAUGAGAUUGAUGAUACAAUUACAACAGGCUGUCAAGGAUAUCAAAUUUUCAAAUAUCAAUUUUUUUCUUAUGAACUGAUGGCUGAAGGAGCUCAUUUAAUACUUUGGUUAUAAUAUUUAAAUAUUAUGAUGUCUUGAUAGUUGUUGAAUGAAGUAAUAUUAUUUUUUGGUGAUUAUUUAACCUUUUUUUGUUGUUUUCACAUUACAAUCAUUUAUACCUUCCUUUAUAUAUACUGAUUUCUGAAAUGUUGCAUUUUUAUUGUUGCAAGGAAGACAAAUUUUAUCAAUAUUUUUAGAAUAUAUAUAUAUAUACAUAUAUAUACAUAUUUAUAAAUAUACUGACAGCUCAAGUCCUUAGA